Messenger RNA from Adineta steineri, 2073 nucleotides. The record is from the annotation of a GenBank genome assembly. NCBI's taxonomy places the organism in Eukaryota, Metazoa, Rotifera, Eurotatoria, Adinetida, Adinetidae.
AUGCCAUCAACAGCACAAGAUAAUACAGGACAUGACAAAAAUCAAAAAAAAAUAUUAUUAUCUUCACGUGAUUGGGAAACAUUAGUUACUGGUCAUAAUGGAUUACGUAGAGAUAACACAUCGCUAUCAAAAGCUGGUGGUUCUGAUCGAAGACUUAAUUCACGUUCAGGAGAACAUACCGAUCGUACACGACGAGGACAUAGUAAUUUUGAAUCGGAUUAUUCAAGUGAAGAUGAUGAUGAAGAAGACGAUGAAAUGGUGGAACGUGCACGACCAGAUCAAAGUGAUUUACCAGCUGAAUAUUGGCAAAUUCAACGUUUAGUUAAAUAUCUUAAAGGUGGAAAUCCAACAGCAACUGUUAUCGCCUUAUCAUCAAUUCGUGAUUUUAAUUUAUCAGUUGAAACAUGUCAAAUAGCUAUUCGUGAUGUUGGUGGUCUUGAAGUACUUGUUAAUCUACUCGAAACAGAUGAUCUUGACUGCAAAAUUGGUUCAUUACAUAUUUUAAAAGAAAUUUCAAAUAAUAAAUAUAUCCGUCGAAAUAUAGCAGAUCUUGGUGGUUUACAAACAAUGGUUAAAUUACUUGAUGAACCAGAAAAAGAAGUUAAAUGUCUUGCUGCUGAAACUAUUGCUCAUGUUGCAAAAUUUAAACGAGCACGAAAAAUUGUUCGACAAAAUGGUGGUAUCAAACGAUUAGUUGGAUUAUUAGAAAAUGCUUCCGUUAAUGGUCAUGGAUCCAAUAGUGAAAAUGCUAAACAUAUUGAAAUUGCACGUGCAGGUGCAUUAGCUCUUUGGAGUUUAAGUCGAUCAAAUAAAAAUAAACAUGCUAUGGAACGUGCAGGCGUUAUUCCACUUUUGGCAAAAUUACUUAAAAGUUCAAAUGAUAAUAUGCUUAUACCUGUUGGUGGUAUUAUAGAAGAAUGUGCGACAGAUCCUGUUUAUCGUAUGGCUAUUCGUGGUAUGGUUCCAGAUCUUGUGAAAAAUUUAUUAAGUGCGAAUGAUGAUUUAAAGAAACAUUGUGCAAGUGCGAUUUUUAAAUGUGCUGAAGAUAAAGAAAUUCGUGAUCUUGUAAGAAAAUAUAUGGGUCUUCGUCCUUUACAUGAUCUUUUACAAAAAACUGAUAAUAAAGCUUUAUUAGCUGCAGCAACAGGAGCUAUUUGGAAAUGUGCAAUUUCUUCUGAAAAUAUUGCACAAUUUCAAGAAUUUCGAACACUUGAAGCACUCGUUCAAUUACUUAAUAAUCAACCAGAAGAAGUUUUAGUAAAUGUUGUUGGAGCAUUAGCUGAAUGUGCUAAAGAACCAGAUAAUCGAACAGCUAUACGUAAAGCUGGUGGAAUAUCACCAUUGAUUAAUUUACUUACAGGAACAAAUCCAGCUCUCUUAGUAAAUACAUGUAAUGCUUUACGUCAAUGUGCUGAAGAACCUGAUAGCAUACAGAUGAUUGAUCGUCUGGAUGGUGUUCGAUUAUUAUGGUCACUUUUGAAAAAUCCAGAUCCACAUGUACAAGCUGCAGCUGCAUGGGCUAUAUCACCAUGUGUAAAAAAUAUAAAAGAAUCAGGUGAAAUGGUACGAAGUUUUGUUGGUGGUCUAGAAUUAAUUGUAUCAUUAUUAAAAUCUAAAGAUGUUCAAGUAUUAGCUAGUGUAUGUGCUGCUAUAGCUGAAAUAGCUAAAGAUGAAGAAAAUUUAGCUGUUAUAACAGAUCAUGGUGUUGUUAAACUUCUUUCAAAUUUAGUAACACGACAUGAAGAUAUUCUUCGUCGUUAUUUGGCUGAAGCUAUAGCUGAAUGUUGUAAAUGGGGAAAUAAUCGACAAGCAUUCGGUGAACAUCAAGCAGUUGCUCCACUUGUUAAAUAUCUUAAAUCACCUGAUCCAAAUGUACAUCGAGCAACAGCGAAAGCAUUACAUCAAUUAUCAAAAAAUCCAACAAAUUGUGUUACAAUGCAUGAAGUUGGCGUUGUUCGAUUAUUAAUGGAAAUGGUUGGUUCAAAAGACGAUGUACUUCAAGAAAAUGCUGCGAUAUGUAUUUCAUAUAUUCGUCGAUUAGCAUUGGCCAAUGAAAAAUCAAGAAAUGGAUAA